Molecule: messenger RNA, 2247 nt
Organism: Thrips palmi
Lineage: Eukaryota; Metazoa; Arthropoda; Insecta; Thysanoptera; Thripidae
Gene: Clic
Product: chloride intracellular channel exc-4
Exons: 5
Coding region: 164-943 (259 amino acids)
Biological process (GO): chloride transport
Cellular component (GO): apical plasma membrane; cytoplasm
Molecular function (GO): chloride channel activity
Source: RefSeq, a predicted model, not a curated record
UUUCUAGUCCCAGGCGGCUGUGGUUCACUCGUCAGUUGUGUUGUGAGCGGUGCAGUGAAGUGACGUGAGCGGUGUGCUUGUGAAAGUGCAGUGUACGAGUAAAUCGCGAAAGUGUUCCGGAAAACGCACCUUUCCCUAGCCAGUGGACAUUUUAACCAUCACCAUGGCAGAUGACGCAAUACAAAACGGGAAUAACCAUGCGGAUAUCCCGGAAAUCGAGCUUAUAAUUAAGGCCUCCACCAUCGAUGGUCGGCGGAAGGGCGCGUGUCUGUUCUGCCAAGAGUACUUCAUGGACCUGUACUUGCUGGCCGAGCUCAAGACAAUCUGCCUCAAGGUCACGACCGUGGACAUGCAGAAGCCUCCCCCAGACUUCAGGACUAAUUUUGAAGCAACCCCACCACCUAUUCUUAUUGAUAACGGCCUGGCAGUACUUGAGAAUGAAAAAAUUGAACGACACAUCAUGAAGAACGUGCCAGGAGGACACAAUCUUUUCGUUCAGGACAAGGAAGUUGCCACACUUAUCGAGAAUUUGUACAGUAAAUUGAAAUUGUUGCUCUUGAAGAAAGAUGAGGUGUCCACCAACAACCUGAUGUCUCACUUGCGCAAGAUCAAUGCACAUUUGGAGCGCAACCACCAGCGCUUUCUCACAGGAGACACAAUGUGUUGCUUCGACUGUGAGCUGAUGCCCCGCCUCCAACACAUCCGAGUCGCUGGGAAAUACUUUUUGGAUUUCAACAUUCCUGUCGAAAUGGCUGCACUUUGGCGCUACAUGUACCACAUGUACCAACUGGAUGCCUUUACUCAGAGCUGCCCAGCAGACCAGGAUAUUAUUAACCAUUACAAGCUGCAGCAGGUGGGGGGUAUGAAAAUGAAGAAACACGAGGAAUUGGAAACUCCGACUUUCACAACAUCCAUUCCAGUGGGAGUAUCAGUUGAAGACUAAGUGAACUCACCCCAUUAGGUAGAUUUGUCUUCAAACUUCCUUGGCCCCACACUCCUUUAUCAGACUUAUUUAUUUGCCCCUCCAAAAAUGUCUUCGUGUUAUUUUGUGCGGAUGUGUGGAAGACUGCUAGCCAUAAAAAUAUUCUGGCAGCUUUUGAUGUAAAUGCCGCUUUACAUAACUGAAAAAUCAUAAUUUCCCAAAGUUUCUUCCUCUGAGGGACCAAAGGUUUAUCUUAACCAUACCCUAGUGCAAACUUUUUUUGUUGUUGUUAAAAAGUCAUGUUUCGUGUUUGAUGGUGUGUGGGGCGCUCUGCUCAUAGCUUUCUUUUGCACAUUUUUUUUAAAAAUUGUAAUGUAAGGAAUUGUUUUUCACUCUCAGUCAGUGACAUCAUUUAAAGGAAAUUGUGCUGAGGAAGGUUUAUGCUAAAGAAACUUGUGAUAGUUAUCCAGACUGCACUCUUUUUUUUUCUGGUUGUUAAUCAAGUACAGUAUUUAACUUAACAAAACUGCAUUUCAUCCAGUUCCUCAGUCUUACAAGAAUGCUUUGUCAAGACUUGAGUGAUCAAUUACAUUCAAUGAUAAAUUUGAACUUUGCAUACUGGUUGUUUCAGUUAAGCAGCCUUUUGCUGCUUAGAAACAGCUGGGGUUUCUGUGCUAUUUUCUUUGAUCCUGCAAGGACCUUCAAGAAAGAGAGAUCUUUGUUCCUUCCCCUAGAAAAUAUGAAACCGGAUUCUAGUUUGGACAAGUAUUUACACUUACUUUAUUGUAUUUUAUUCUUAUUUAUAUGAGGAUUUGUAUGUUACCACUCGGACUGAGGUGCUGAAUGAUAAGCAAUGGCCUCUCAGCCUCUGAAACGUUGUAUAUUUUGCUACUAAACCUUGUACUAAGAAUUAUAAGUUAAUAUUGUACAAUGUCAAUUUGCUUACGAACCUGCAGUGCAGCAUGAACUGAACCAACUGUGUCAAAAUGUGCUUACUAUUUUGUUUCAGCCAAAAGCCUGGCAAUGUCUGUUGUAUGCUGCUUUUAUUAAGUUUUUGUUCAGUCAUAACAAGCUGGGACCUGUUCAUAGAAACUUUGGUAGAAUGUACCAAUUAUAUUUCUGCUCUAAUCAACUGUUCGUACUACUAUUCCUUCAUGUACAUUUGAAAUCAUUUUGAAGUUAAGUUCUACCAAUUCAUCAUAUUGCUUCUUUCCUAUGAAGGAAAGAAGCUUGCCAUCAUAGCUUUGCAAUAAACAACUGUACAUAAGUGUACCACAUUUUGAUUGUGAUGAUUCUAUUGUAAGAAUAUACUACUUAACGUGAAA